AUGCUGCUGGAGUUUCUUGAGACCGCCAAUGGUGCUCGUAUCCUGAAACUGGCUACCAUCCAUGGCUUCAAGUUUGUGGCAAUAUCCGCAGGCUCCACCAUCAAUCAUGGAGCCGUGCUUCAUGGCGAACCAACCGGUGCUGACAACAAAAUCGCUCGCACCAUUGAUAUUGGCAAAGCAGUGUUUAUUGACAGUAAAGCCCAGAUAUACCCACCUAAAUUAGGGAUGAAAAUUGGUCUGUAUACCAUGGUUGGCCCGUCGCUGGUGGUGAAAAGCGCCUAUGUUGGUCUGCGAGUGCUUAUCGAGGCCAACUGCCAAUUGGGGGUCAAUCUGGUGGUCAACGAAGGGUGUAUCAUUCGUGACAAUACAGUGAUUCCUGAUAAAAUGGUUAUCCCUUCAUUUACUGAGGUUCAAGGAAAGGCAGGCGUUGACUGGCAGUGUACGCCUUUGGCCCCUGGUUAUAAGAAGGCCAUUGAACAGCAAGCACUCAUGCGCCAACUCAUCGGAUAA
Diutina rugosa is the source of this 510-nucleotide messenger RNA. RefSeq lists its product as uncharacterized. The transcript has a single exon. The coding region runs from base 1 to 510 and encodes 169 amino acids. The record is from RefSeq and is a predicted model, not a curated record. NCBI's taxonomy places the organism in Eukaryota, Fungi, Ascomycota, Pichiomycetes, Serinales, Debaryomycetaceae.